Messenger RNA from Plectropomus leopardus (leopard coralgrouper), 511 nucleotides. The record is from RefSeq and is a predicted model, not a curated record. NCBI's taxonomy places the organism in Eukaryota, Metazoa, Chordata, Actinopteri, Perciformes, Serranidae.
CUGCACUUUGCUGUCCUUUGUGAUGGAGCUCUUGAAGAACUCAGUGGCUAUGCAAGAGCAGGUCCUGGCCUGCAAAGGCUUUCUCGUCAUUGGCUACACUUUGGAGAAGUCUUCCAAGGUGCAUGUGACACGGCCCGUCCUGGACAUUGUGCUGGCCUUUUCCAGAUACCUUAGCAACUUGCAGAAUGGCAUCUUGCUGCUCAAGCAGCUGUGUGAUCACAUUCUGUUCAACCCCGCCAUCUGGAUCCAUGCCCCUGCCAAGGUGCAACUGACACUCUACACCUACCUGGCAACAGAGUUCAUCAGCACAGUGACCAUCUACAACACCAUUCGCAGGGUGGGCACUGUACUGCAGGUCAUGCACACGCUGAAAUACUACUACUGGGUUAUCAACCCGCAGGACCGCAGUGGAGUUGUGCCCAAAGGCGUUGAUGGUCCAAGGCCCAACCAGAAGGAGAUCCUUUCUUUGCGCGCCUUUCUGUUGUUGUUUGUCAAGCAACUCAUAAUGAAG